Messenger RNA from Eublepharis macularius, 5865 nucleotides. It is a transcript of the gene RAD50, whose product is annotated as RAD50 double strand break repair protein. NCBI's taxonomy places the organism in Eukaryota, Metazoa, Chordata, Lepidosauria, Squamata, Eublepharidae. Gene Ontology annotation, molecular function: G-quadruplex DNA binding; single-stranded telomeric DNA binding; ATP hydrolysis activity. The record is from RefSeq and is a predicted model, not a curated record. The transcript has 26 exons. Gene Ontology annotation, cellular component: Mre11 complex; condensed nuclear chromosome; nucleus. Gene Ontology annotation, biological process: telomere maintenance via recombination; chromosome organization involved in meiotic cell cycle; telomere maintenance via telomerase. Bases 199 to 4137 code for a protein of 1312 amino acids.
UGGUUGUUUCCGUCUUAGGGCCUUGUGGCGCUUACGCGGUUUCUGGAGGCGCGAAAGGCUCCGUAGUCUCCGCGGCCUGGGGUAGCCACGGAAGGGUCACUCAGCCGCCUUCCGGGUACCGUUCUGCUGUGGGAAGUGCCGCUUCCAGGCAAUUUAAAAUAAUAUCAGUGCUUAAAAAAGGUGGAGUAUUCAGCAAAAAUGUCUAGGAUUGAUAAAAUGAGCAUCCUUGGCGUAAGGAGUUUUGGGGUCGAGGACAAAGACAAGCAAGUGAUCACUUUCUUGAAUCCUUUAACAAUCUUGGUGGGGCCGAAUGGUGCUGGAAAAACGACUAUUAUAGAAUGUCUCAAGUAUAUUUGUACUGGGGAUUUUCCACCUGGCACCCAAGGAAAAUCAUUUGUUCAUGAUCCUAAGGUUGCCAAUGAAACAGAUGUGAGGGCUCAAAUUCGACUUCAGUUUCGUGAUGUUAAUGGAGAGCUUGUAGCUGUCCAGCGAUCCAUGGUAUGCACUCAGAAAGGAAAGAAAACAGAAUUUAAAACUCUUGAAGGAGUCAUAACAAGAACAAAACAUGGAGAGAAGGUCAGUCUGAGCUCUAAAUGUGCAGAAAUUGACCGAGAGAUGAUCAGCGCCCUUGGUGUUUCCAAGUCUGUGAUUAAUAAUGUCAUCUUCUGCCAUCAAGAAGAAUCCAACUGGCCAUUAAGUGAAGGAAAGGCUCUGAAACAAAAAUUCGAUGAAAUCUUUUCAGCAACCAGGUACAUUAAAGCACUGGAAACACUUCGUCAAGUUCGCUUAAAGCAAGGUCAACAAGUUAAAGUGUGCCUGGAGACACUGAAGUUUCUAAAACAGAAUAAAGAAAAGGCUCAUGAAAUUCAGAGUCAUCUUACUAAUAGGGAAACUCAACUGGCAGCAUCAAGGGAAAAUGUUAGAUCUAUUGAGAACCAACUUGAACCUCUAAAGAAUCGUCUCACAGAAAUAGAACGUAAUCUUGUAAAAGUAAUGAGACUUGAUAAUGAAAUUAAAGCUCUGGAAAGCAGGAAAAAACAGAUGGAAAAGGAUAAUCAAGAUUUGCAACAAAAGAUGGAGAAGGUUUUUCAAGGAACUGAUGAACAGCUUAGAGAUAUGUAUCAAAACCACCAGAAAACUGUGAGAGAAAAAGAGAAGAGAUUAACAGAAUGUCAGAGAGAACUGGAGAGGGCAAAUAAAGAAUGCCAAAGAUUCAACAGAGAAAAAUCAGAACUAUUAAUUGAACAAGGUCGUCUUCAGCUGCAAGCAGAUCGUCACCAGCAGCAUAUUAGAACCAGGGAUUCGUUAAUUCAGUCCUUGGCUGUUCAGCUGGAACUGGAAGGAUUUGAAAGAGCACCUUUUAAUGAAAGACAGAUAAACAGUUUUCACAGGCUUGUCAAGGAGAGACAGGACAAAGACACUGAUGCAGCUAAUCAGCUGAUGAGAGAAUUUGGAGAGAAGGAAAUGAUGAAGCAAACGCAAUUAGAUGAAAUAAGGGAUAAAAAGACUGGACUUGAAAGAACUAUUGACCUCAAAACAGACAUUCAAAAUAAGAAGCAACUUGAAGUGAAGAACUUGAAACAUGAACUGCGCCAGCUUGAAGGGUCCUCAGAUAGGCUUCUGGAACUGGAUCAGGAACUUGCCAAAGCAAAACGUGAAUUAGAAGAAGCUGAAAAGAAUAGCAAUGUAGAAGGCCUGGAAAUGGAAAUACAAGAGUUACAAAGAGAGAAGGCAAAUUUAGACAGCAUUCUUCGGAAACUGGAUAAAGAAAUGGAGCAGUUGAACUUGAAUACUGCAAUAAUAACCCAAAUGGACAUGCUGAAGAAAGAUAAAGCUGACAAGGAGGAACAGAUUAGAAAAAUCAAAUCAAGACACAGUGAAGAGUUAAUCUCCUUACUGGGAUAUUUUCCAAAUAAAAGACAGCUUGAAGAUUGGCUUCACUCUAAAGUGAGAGAGAUUAAUCAGACAAGAGACAAACUUGCCAAGCUUAACAAAGAACUUGUUUCAGCUGAACAAAACAAAAGUCAUAUUAGCAAUGAACUCAGAAAAAAAGAGGAACAGUUAACCAACUAUGAAGAAAAGCUCUUUAAUGUUUGUGGAAGUCAGGAUUUUGAAAGUGAUCUCCACAAGCUUGAAGAGGAAAUCGAAAAAACCUCCAAGCAACGAGCCAUGCUUGCAGGAGCCACAGCAGUUUAUUCGCAGUUCAUUACCCAGUUAACAGAUGAGAAUCAGUCAUGUUGUCCAGUCUGUCGGAGAGUCUUUCAAACAGAGGCUGAUCUGCAGGAUGUGAUAAGUGACCUUCAGUCUAAGCUGCGCCUUGCCCCAGACAAACUGAAGUCAACAGAGUCUGAGCUUAAGAGGAGAGAGAAGAGACGUGAUGAAAUGAUUGGGCUUAAACCUGUCAGGCAAACAGUAGAUGAUCUCAAAGAAAAGGAUAUACCUGACUUAAGAAACAGAUUGCAGACUGUCAACAGAGAUAUUCAACGCCUUAAAGGUGAUCUAGAAGAACAGGAAACCCUCUUGGGUACUAUUAUGCCUGAGGAAGAAAGUGCCAAAGCAUGUCUCCAAGAUAUUACGCUUAUGGAAAGGUACCAGACUGAUUUAAGGGAUGUUGAACGAAAAAUUGCUCAGCAAGCUACUAAGUUACAGGGAAUCGAUUUAGGCCGAACUCUGCUACAAGUAAGCCAGGAAAAGCAAGAGAAAAAGCAUCAGUGGGAUACAGUUACUGGCAAAAUUGAACUGAAGCAGAAUCUUAAGCAAGACCAACAAAAUCAAGUCCAGCAUCUAAAGAGUACAGUGAAUGAGCUCAAAGCAGAGAAACUUCAAAUUUCCAGUUGUAUGCAACGUCGACAACAGCUGGAGGAGCAGACUGUGGAGUUGACCACUGAGGUUCAGUCCUUGAACAGAGAGAUCAAAGAAGCAAAGGAACAGAUAUUUCCUUUGGGAGCAACUUUAAAAAAAUUACAGGAAGAAAAAGAAGAGUUAAUGAACAAAAAGAACACAAGUUAUAAAAUGAUGCAGGAGAAGAUAAAUGAUGUUAAAGAAAAAGUUAAAAAUAUCCAUAACUUUGUAAAAGAAGUUGAGAAUUACAUUCAGGAAGGGAAAGAAGAAUACAAACAGCAAAAGGAAUCUGAACUUGAUGAAGUUAAAGAUCAGCUAGUCGAAUGUGAGAAAAAGAAAGAGAAGAUAAAUAAAGAAAUGGGAACUAUUAGGCAAGAUAUUGAUACUCAAAAGAUCCAGGAGCGAUGGUUAGAAGAUAAUCUUACAUUAAGAAAAAGAAAUGAAGAUCUAAAAGAAGUUGAAGAUAACAUAAAGCAGUAUUUGAAAGAGAUGGGAGAAUUGCAAGUCCCGCAACUGAAAAAGGACCAACAGCAUUUGGAGGAGAAAAUAGAAGAUUUGAAAAGAAACCACAGCUUGGCACUGGGUCGACAGCAUGGAUUUGAGGAAGAGAUCCUUAGGUUUAAGAAAGAACUGAGAGACCCACAGUUCAAGGAUGCAGAGGAGGAAUACAGGAAAAAGAUGAUAGUUAUGAGAACAACAGAGCUGGCAAACAAGGAUCUUGACAUUUACUACAAAGCACUAGAUCAUGCAAUAAUGACGUUUCACAGCAUGAAAAUGGAAGAAAUUAACAAGAUAAUUCGUGACCUUUGGCGAAGCACCUACAGGGGGCAAGACAUUGAAUAUAUUGAAAUUCGUUCUGACGCAGAUGAGAAUGCAUCUGCUUCAGUGAAGAGAAGGAGUUACAAUUACAGAGUAGUAAUGAUUAAAGGGGACACUGCUUUAGAUAUGAGAGGCAGAUGCAGUGCGGGCCAAAAGGUUCUUGCUUCUCUCAUUAUUCGUCUGGCACUAGCAGAAUCCUUUUGCCUCAACUGUGGAAUUCUUGCCCUGGAUGAGCCUACCACCAACCUUGAUCGGGAGAACAUUGAAUCUCUUGCACAUGCCUUAGUGGAGAUAAUUAAAAAUAGAUCCCAACAGAGUAACUUUCAGCUUCUUGUGAUAACACAUGAUGAAGAUUUUGUGGAACUUUUGGGUCGUUCUGAGUAUGUGGAGAAAUUUUACAGAAUUAAGAAAAACCUUGAUCAGUGUUCAGAGAUUGUGAAAUGUAGCGUCACCUCCUUAGGAUCGUAUGUUCAUUAGAGUUUGAAAAAUACUUCGUUAUAGAAUUGCUCAGAAGUAUUAUGGGGGAGGGGUGAUAUUCUUUAAGUGGGAGCUUUCUUGUAUUGAAAGAAAUGUUUGUUGUUGACUACAUAUCUUGUUGAAUACUAUCAAACAAAUACAUUGUUGAUCUCCAUUUGUCUUUUAAUUAAAUAAAAAAUGGAAACAAAGAAAUAUGUCAUUCUAAACAAAUUUACUGCUAUCUUGAGAAAGUUUGUCAAGACUGUGCCCUUUCCUCACUGUUCUGAAAUGUACAGUAUAAGAUGGGGUGAAAAGAAUUAAAACAUACGUUGCAAACUAUCAGCACAAACUGAAAUGCCUCUCUUAACAAUCAUCAGCUUGAAGAGCAAUAGGCAAGCAAGGCAGGUCCAUUUUGCUGGAUUACAUGCUGCCAUUGAGGAUAACCUGUAGUGCAAGUACAGAAAACACUUUUAGGCAUAUGGAACAAUCAAGAUACACAGCCAAACCACUAAACAUCAAGCAAGGAAAGGAGAGCUGAACUAUUUACCAUCUGGUCCUCUUUCUCUUCCUUGUUUGUGAACUGAGCUACCCUGGCAGUGCCUAAUGCUGCUUCGAGGAAGACCUGCUACUGGACAGAAAUCUGCUCACAUUUGGAAACCUAUGAUUGGACUGUGAGAAUGACUUCUUAACUGGGAUGGCAGAGACUGUAUUUGAUCUGUUGAGUAUGCUUAUUACCAGUAUGCUUGGAGAGACACUUACAGUUGGUCCAGCAUUGACUUCUGUAGUCUGGAGAUAGUUGGUUUCCAGCUUGUCCAGGGGAAUUUUGAAAGCCUGGAUGGUGACGGGAAUGCAGGUUUAACCCAAAGAACUAUUGACAAGGUAGCUCCCUAGUGUUCAUGCUCACCUCUGAGAAGGGCUGUGGCUCCUUGGUUUACCUAGAGCAUGGUUAGCUAAACACAUGUGCCAAGUCAGACAGAAUAAGCUAUAGAAUCCAUUUUAAGGCCUGUGAGUUAGAGAUGGUGGUAGCAAAGGUGGCAUUCUUUUCUACUACUGUUGCACUGACUGCGUCUCAUCCAGCAAAAUUAUUUAGGAUGGUUCAAAGCCUAAUGUCAUCUGAGCCUAACACGCUUGUUGAGUUUGAUUUGAAUAUUAACUGUGACUAUUUUGCUCUGUUUUUUUGCUUGAUAAUGUCUCUUAUCUGAUCUGAUUUGGAUGCCCAUUUGAGCAUAGAUCCUGUGUUGGGGGUGUAAGGUUUCCCACCUGGCAUCUGUCAGGUUGCUCUCCCUCCAAGCUUGUGCAACCAGCCAGCAAGCAGGUGAGCAAAGAAAAAACCUGCCUAGAGGCCAGAGGGAUUUGUUCUGUCUGAAGGAAAUCCAGCCUUCCCCGUGGGGAUCCCUCACCACUUCCAAUCUCUCUUAAGAGUUUUAUGGGGCCUUCCCGUUGGAAGCUGCCACCACCUCCUGGGAACUCACCACUCACCCCAGUUUGAUGCCCAGAGAGCCAAAUAUGGGCAUGGCAAGGUUCACAGGUAGAAAUCAAGACAGUCGCUUGAUCUGUUAAAUAGUACAAAGCUUUAGGAUCUGAUUAUGUGUUAACUUAUCUUCAUAGUAGUGUGAGUGUUCCAAUCUGUCUUCUAUAUUUACAAUUCCUAGCGUCUGACUGCUGUGACCAUGGUUAGAGUGCCUGAGAGUCAGUAAAAUUGUUUUCACAAGUACUUAAGAAUGAUUAAAUAAUUUUGACAAACUUAAA